UUUGGUCACAUUUCACACCAGAGCUGGAAUUGCAAAGGUAAUUUUAUACAAGUUUUGUAAAAAUUAGUAUCCUCAGUAAGGAAUAAGCAGUUAGGUUCACCACUUCAUCUGUUCAAGAGAUAUCAGACAAACAGUCUAUCCAGCCAUUGGUGAUUAUUGCUAAUAGUGUUAAACAUUUUUGGUUUUGCUGUGGUUAUAAAAUAUGAGACGAGCGUGCUCCUCUGCUCUUCAGUUCCUGAAAGGGAUAUGUGAAUGGUAAUUCUGGGGCAGCAUAGGAUUCUGUUAAUUUUAAGACAUCACAGCUGUUAGGAUCACAGUUUCAGAACUCUCUUGUCAGGACAGUAUGUGCAGAAAAGUCCACAAGUCUCAUCUCUGUUGAUUUGAAAUUAAAAAAUCGUUUGGAUAUUAAUUUAGAUUUUCAGACUAGGAGAACGUGCAAGAUGUUGUCAUUGUUUGAAGUCUUGUGGCCAAGGAUCUGAAUAAAGGCUUCUGAGUUGCAAUCCAGAAGUUGGAGUAAGCAGGUUAAAGCUUUAUAACCUGGAUGCAGACCACUGAACAUAGCUUCAUGCUAUUCAGGUUUGCAAAGUGAAAACUAGCCAAAAAGGAACUGGUACUCCAAGCUACUGUUGUUACAGACAGGCUCUGUGUUCCUUGGCAAGUAGUACAAAAUGUGGGAUUAGGUCUUUAGUAUAAGGUGCUCAGUCCUGGUUCUAUGUUGUAGUGAAUGUGUGGAAAGAAACAGGUACUGCUAGAGGGUAGUUCCUCUUGCCUGAGUCACUACCUGGUGUCUGAGAUAGAUUUAGAGGCAGACUGCACAAGGGGCAGAUUGUCAAAAGUUCUUUAUUCCUGUAUCAGUAUUGGUAAGGCUAGUAGUCUGAGAAGGUGGAAAAUAAAGGAUGUUCACAACAUCUUGCAUCUACAGGAUUGUGGUUCUGCAUUGGUGUCAGUUCACACUUCCAGUAACACAGUCACAUUAUUUCUGAGAUCAUAAUACUGCUUUUUGAAAUAAGGGAGGUAUAGGGCUACUACAAGAGAAAUUAUGGAAAUGCAGCUAAAAUACACGUUACAGAAGGUAAAGUCACAAGCCAUAAAUUUCAUUGUCUUUUUAAGAGGUAAAGAGUAACAGAAGGCAGUGAUCAAACCUUGAUUUUAGGGGAAUUCUGUUUCAUUUCAGUUGUAUGGUUAGUUUACAUAGAAUAGCUUACAUUUUUUUCUAAAUUGUAGUGGAGGGAAUACCAGCAACAAUUAUGUUAAACUAGAAACAAGAAGUUUUUUGCUUUAUUAUCCAGUAGAGAUUAUGUGGAUAGAUUCCCCAUCCCUGGAUGGGGAUGACUGGGUCAGUCUUUGAGCAGCCUGGGUACAGGAAGGUGUCUCAGCCCAUGGCACAGGGGUUGGAACUAGGUGAUUUUUAAGGUGCCUUCCAACCCACAACAAAAGAUCAGAUAGAUAAUCAGAUGCAGCUGCUACUUCUAGAGACUGAUUCACGCUUAGAGUUACUGUAGUGAAAUACAUUUGGUCUUAUCUGUAAUAUUCUUCCUCUUCACACUUUGUUUAAAGAAAUGCAUAUGGCUAUGCCCUCUCACAUAGGACCAUAUGGAAAUUCCAGAUGUUGGUUUAACUGAUGGCAGUGUGACUUGUAAGAUGGUGACUUACAUGCCUAAAAAAUCUACUAGAACAGAUAAACUCCUAUUGUAUUGUAAAGCUUCAUUUUUUCUGGUAACAGACUGUUUUUUCCAGACAGUGAGAUUUUAUCCUGUGACUUAGCAAUAGUGUCUCCCAUCAGGGCUGCCUGCAAGCUUGCUGGAAGGUAGGUCUAGCUUUAGCAUAGGAGUGGCUUUGGGGAUUAUACCCAGUCAUGUCCAGAUACAGGCUGGCCUUUUCUGGUGAGAGGUCAGGACAAGUGUUUGUGUAUGGCUGACAGGGGCUGUUCUCUUGGAGGAGAGCGGAGUCUGCAAACAAACUGUCUCAGAAGAGUACAGAAAUCAAAUGGAUUGUGUUCUGUGCUUUCAGACCAAAGGCUAAGUCUUGAAAACAUGAUUCCUGCAACUGUUCACACUGUCCUGAGUGCUCUAUAUUUAUGCUGCCACAGAAAGAACUGGUUACACUCGGAGGAGAAAAAACACAGGAAAUGCCAAGGACUGAAAUGUGCUUGCAGCUGAAGUAUCCUCAUCAUGAAUAGGUACAAAACUAUCAGACAGCUUGGUGAUGGGACCUACGGCUCUGUUCUCCUAGGGAGAAGCAUUGAAUCUGGAGAGCUAAUAGCCAUUAAAAAAAUGAAGAGAAAGUUUUAUUCCUGGGAGGAGUGCAUGAACCUUCGAGAGGUUAAGUCUUUGAAGAAAUUAAACCAUGCCAAUGUGGUAAAGCUGAAGGAAGUUAUCAGGGAAAAUGAUCAUCUGUAUUUCGUGUUUGAAUACAUGAAGGAAAAUCUUUAUCAGUUAAUGAAAGAGAGAAACAAACUGUUCCCUGAGUCUACAGUUAGGAAUAUUAUGUAUCAGAUCCUGCAAGGGCUUGCAUUUAUUCAUAAGCAUGGGUUCUUUCACAGGGACUUGAAACCUGAAAACCUGCUUUGCAUGGGACCAGAACUUGUGAAAAUUGCAGAUUUUGGCUUAGCCCGAGAAAUCCGAUCUCGACCUCCUUACACUGAUUAUGUAUCCACAAGAUGGUACAGGGCUCCUGAAGUACUUCUGAGAUCUACCUGCUAUAGUUCUCCAAUAGAUAUUUGGGCUGUUGGUUGCAUAAUGGCAGAAGUUUACACGCUGAGGCCUCUCUUCCCAGGCGCCAGUGAAAUUGAUACUAUAUUCAAAAUUUGCCAAGUCUUAGGGACACCAAAAAAGAACGACUGGCCUGAAGGCUACCAGCUUUCAGCUUCCAUGAAUUUUCGCUGGCCUCAGUGUGUACCUAACAACCUGAAAACUCUCAUACCUAAUGCUAGCAGUGAAGCGGUGCAGCUCAUGAGAGACAUGCUGCAGUGGGACCCCAAAAAGCGGCCAACAGCGAGUCAGGCACUUCGAUACUCAUACUUCCAGGUUGGGCAUGCCCUGGGCAUUCAGGAGCUGGGAAAACAAAAGGAACUGCAUAAUAAAUCAUCUCUGGUUAUUAAGCCUGUCCCUCCAGCACAACCCGCUCCAAAACCUCAUGCCCGAAUUUUGUCAAGGCCUUUUCAACAAAGCCAGUCUUCUCAGCGUGUGGUGUAUGCAUGUAAGACAGACAAUUCUGGGACUGAGCACAGUAACUACUUACAGGAGGACAAAUCUAACCAUGUUCUUCUGCCUGCACUUCACAGCAAGGUUCCUCAGCAGAAAACAUCUGCUGGGUCUGAGAAUGUAAACAGUGAACUUAAGCCGAAACCUAGGCGAAGAUGGGGACAUCUUCCCAGGACAGUUAAGAGUUCUGAAGACUGGGAUGACUUGGAAGACCUUGAUUUCAACUCUUCCAUCAUGAGAAUGGACUUGAAAAACAAGAAGAAGCAGAAUGAUGAAACUCUUUGUAGAUUUGAAAGCAUUUUGGACCUAAAGCCUUUGGAUGCUGUAGGCUCUGGCAGCACUGCACGAACUUCCCAUGCGACCUUUUUGCGGCAGGACACUCCGACAUUGCAAGUUUCUGCAGCAAAGCAACACUACUUAAACCAUUCUAGGUAUCGACCUGGAAUAAGCACCAGGAAUAGCAUAGUCUCCACUUCAAACAAAGAGUCUGUUCCAUCUAAUCAGUGGCCCAGUUCUGGCUUGUCUGGGAAAGCUUUUGGUUUGGGAGGAAGUACUACCAACAGGAUGAAUUCAGGGCCCAUAGGAUCAAGCGGUCUAACGAGUGCUUAUGCCCCUUCAUUUGUGAAGAAGGAAGUAGGUUCUGCUGGGCAGAGGGUUCAGUUAGCACCAGUUGUGGAUCCAUCUUCUGAUUUUGCAUCUCUGACAUCAGUCAGACCCCUUCUUGGCUGGCCAUCGUUCAGCUCACCUACCAAAAGCUCGCCAAGGUUAAUGCCUUUCCCGCCGGCAGCGGAGCCGAUCCAUGGGCGCGUUGACUGGUCUGCGAAGUACGGCGCUCACCGGUGACCUGGGAAAUACCCUCUGACCACUGCGUGCUUCCCACGAAAUGGUGGCCAACGUGAGACCAUUUCACACUGGUUUAUAUACCUGUACAUUUAAAAGGAGCAGAUCUUCCAUGAAUGAGACAUUUUGAAGGGUUUUUUUUUUACUUGUUUGCAUUAAUCUGAAUGCAAUCUUGUACUUUUUGUAUAGAAAUGUUUUGUUAUAUACUUGGGUCCAGUUAUUUUCUUGAAAGCGAUACAUUUUGUAUAUAAGGCUUAGGGAAUUUGGCAUUUUUAUACAGCAAAUUUUUAUAAUGAAAUUCUAAAAAAUUUAUCUUUUUUAUCAGAUUAAACUUUUUUAUAGAAAUGGAUAAAAAAACUGUGGUGCAAUAUUGCAGUUAAGGAGAAGUACUGAGGAAGGGGCAUUCAUUAGACAUUUUCUGAAGUUUAUGAGGCUUUGUAAUUUCAAGUGAUGCCAUGUCUCAGUGCCACACUUCUGUUGUCCUGUGCUCAUUGCUUCAUACCGACAUCAGAGGAGUGAGUGACUUAACAGUAUAAACUCUCCUUCGCAGUCACUGAGAAACUGCUGAAAGAUAGUGGGAGGCACCUUUUUCUUUUUAAAUUUAUUUCUGCCUUUAGAAGAUUUUUUGUUGGACUGCUAUUCAAGUUUGCCAAAUCUGAGGACUCUUGUUUGGCAAAGGGUAAAUACUAUUCUAUAGAUCUGUUUUCUGACACAGUAUUCCCUUUUCCUGCUUAAAAGUUUUUCUUUGGCAUUGUUCACUAUGAAAUAGAAUGUGGACCUACCUCUGUUAAGUUAAUGUAAAUGGUCUAAUGAUUUCUAAGGAGAAAAAACAAAUUCUGUUUCUUCUUUUUCUUUUGUUGCAAAUGUAAAAUCUGAAGACGUAUUAAAGACCGUAUGAACAAUUAAUAAAUUAAUAAAACUAAUAAAACUGGUUUCAGAGUAACAAAAUAUGAAUGAUAUGCCAGCAACAUAGUUUAAGGAAACAAGAUCUUUGCAGCUGACUUACUUUUCAGAACUGUUUUAGAUUGUUGCUGUUUUAAAUCACUUAAGGGGAAAAAAACCAAUAAACCAAAACAACCCAGAGGAGAUGAGCCAGUCUAACGUUACUUAUGUUUAUACUCAGUUCUUCUUCACUCAAUACAUCUUCGUUUACAAUGUGAAGAAUGUCAGCUUCCAUGAAUUAGGCCCAGAGGCUCUACAGGAAAAAAUGAGAUCUUAUGUGGUCCUGUUAUGAAAAUGUUGUAAAACAUGUGGUUGAUUUCACUGAAAUUGAUACAGUUCUUUGAAGAGCAGUUUAACUCAGUUUAUGAGAGUAUGAUUUAUGUCAAGUUCUAGAGAAAAUAGCCUCAUAAUCUGGUUUAGUUCUGCUCUGGAAAGGAGUGCCAGAGUCCAGCCAUUAGCACUCAGCACUGCUGUUCCUGCACCUCCUUAUACAGAAGAAAGAUGAAACUGUUCAGUGCUGUGGGAGAACACCUUCCGUAGGUGUGUUGUGGAGCAGUGCUGCCAAAGCUGAACUGUGCUGAGAAAAUGCAUCUCUCUGCAGAAGUGUGCAGAAAUGCUCAUCUUUCUGAGCUCAUUGUCUGAUCAGCUCAGGAAAAUUGUUUAUUUAUGAGACUUAAAUCCAGCCUAAAGGGAUCAGAGCUGGUACAGUUCUUAGUUUCCCACAGGAAGUGAAUGGCUUGUGUGUCAGCAAGAUCCUCUCCAUGGGAUCUGCCAGCACACAUGGAGCAGCUGCUGUGGUCUUGAGACUGAGAACAGAUUCUGACCUUCUCAGUGCUUCCCAUGGGGAACGUGUGGGAUUUUGAGGAAACUGUACCCUAGGGUAGGCUUCUGGCUCAGUGCUACAGGGGGAACCACAGGGAAUACUGAUCACUGUUAUCUUUUAUGGGCUCAGCCCAUAGUGAGACAGUUCAAGACAAACAGGGAGCAAAAGUGUGCAUGUAAGACUUACACUUGCCAAAGACAUCUGUGUCCUGCUGCUCUGUUAUGUGGGCCUAGCAAGUACUGACUCCAUACCUGACUGCUUCCACAGCAGUGAUGCCAGUGCUUACCACUAAAGCAGCCAUUUGAUUUCUAAAGCACACACUGAUGGGUGUCUGUGGGUAAGUGGAAAAGGAAAUAUGUAUAUUUGUGAUAGAACUGGAAAGAUAGUUGUUUCUUUUGGUGGAAAUAAAUACCUGUAUUUAUGUCUGCAUAUCAAUUAAUUUAUUUCAUCACCAAGUAAUUUGUCUCAAGAAUGAACACCCUAAACCGAUCCCAGUAUCCCUAGACCUAAGUAGGAUAUUUAAGUAGUCUGGUCUGUACACACGGUUCCUAUGAUUGGAAGGAGACAAGUCAUGAGAACAGGCAGCUGAUGCCUGGAUUCAUCAUACCUAAGUGUGAGCUCCUUUGUUGUGAGGUGACUCACGCCUGUUGAGUGAGAGUCAUGUCUAAGGAAAUCUGUCUCAAUUGAGAAUAUACUAACGUUCUGGAGAUACCCGAGUCUGUCCACUAAGGACAGAGACAAAUCUGUGAGAUUCAAGUAACACAGGAUGAAUCUGAGCCUGGCCUGUAAUCUCUGAACCUUUAUUAGACUGUCAGUGAUUCUUUUGACUAUAGCAUUCAGGUUUAUUUAGUCCAGUGAAAAGAUUAGAAAAAUAACUUGUACUACUAAUUUUCUUUUUUUUUUUUUUUAUAUGUCUCCUUUCCUAAGUUAAAGCCCUUUAUUUGGAAAAAAAAAAGCUAAUAAUCUUGACAUUCAGAAUCACAGCUAGUUUUAACUUAGUAAGACAGAAAAUUAGCUGUAUGUAAUGGCUGUGUCCUUCACUCAAGCAAAUUCUUACUGAAGCUGGAAAAGUUCUUUUUGAGCAGGAUGGAGCUGAGUUUAUGUAUUUUACCAUGCUGUCUCUGUGCAAUACAGAUAUGGAAAAGAUGGAAGUCUUUAUAUACUGAAGUCUGGCCAAGCAGCAUAUCUGAGAAUUUAUGAUAUGUAACCUACUACUUUGUGCUUUAAUAUUUAGCAGCAUCUUUGUGGAAAAUGUUUCUAGAAUUGUACUGUUUACAUUUUCUCAGGCUUAGGCAUAACAAAUAAUAUAGGAGUCUGACAGUGGAUUCAUUCACCCCUGUAAUCCAGAUUUUCCAGAAAGUGGUGUGUAAGUGCCAUGAUGUUAACAAGAAAAGAAAAAAAGUCAGAAAACCCACUCCCAUGGUGUUCCUGUACCUCAUGUGGCUGUUAAUAUGAGCAGGAUGUUCCAUAAUGUGAGCAGGAAAACAUACUGAAAGAACAUUUUUGAACUUAAUAUGGAAGAAGGGGGUAGAAUUUUCAGAGAUGGGAAGAAAUAAUGGUUCUUGUUUAUUCAGCAUUUUUGUUCAGAAACAUUCUAUAUGCUUGUUUCAUUCCUUCUGUGUCGAAUGUCCUGCCCAGAAUAAAGUUAUCCUUGAAGAAUGA
This is a messenger RNA of Catharus ustulatus (Swainson's thrush), 7470 nucleotides long. RefSeq names its product ciliogenesis associated kinase 1 (gene CILK1). NCBI's taxonomy places the organism in Eukaryota, Metazoa, Chordata, Aves, Passeriformes, Turdidae. Gene Ontology annotation, cellular component: cytoplasm; nucleus; cilium. The record is from RefSeq and is a predicted model, not a curated record. Bases 2172 to 4046 code for a protein of 624 amino acids. Gene Ontology annotation, biological process: cilium assembly; intraciliary transport; protein phosphorylation. The transcript is spliced from 13 exons. Gene Ontology annotation, molecular function: protein serine/threonine kinase activity; ATP binding.